CCUGGGGACUCAGCCCCGCCCCAUCGGCAGGACGCGCCCCACUCACAAGAAAGCUCGCGAGAAUCUCGCUCGGUACUAAAGUUGAGAUGUAUGAGCUUUCUCGGUUUCCGUAGGUCGGAGUCGCGUUCCCUGAGUUAGCGAUUCCGGGUCGCUGUUUGGGUAGCCUCCGCAGCGCUCCAGGGGGAGCCAGAGUCCGGUGGCUUCAGUGAGUAGGGGUAGAAUCUGAGCGCCCCCCUUUAACUCUCUCGCCCGAUUCCUUGAAGACCCUGGUGCAGGUUAGCAAGAGGGCCCAGGACUCCUGGAUCCCCAGCCCUAUGACUCAGGGGCUCCUGCCCAGUUUCCCACUCUCAGCAUUUCGAUUCAGUUCAGCGAAUUCAUCGCCCUGUCUGAGAUGAGGAAACCAUAACUCAGAGGACGGCCCCGAGGCGCAGUCUACCAAGCCCCCUCCCCCUCUCCCUCUCCCAGGGUUCCUCAAAUCAGCACUGAGAUCCUGUCCCUGACCGUUGUCCCCUUCCCAGAGUCCAAGGUCUGUGCAGGCCUCGGUCUCAGCCGCAUUCCCCUCAAUCACCCUCGUCUCAUCUCCUUAACUAUCCGCAGGCCCGGGGCAGCAUGGCCGUGUUCCGGUCGGGCCUCCUGGUGCUAACGACACCUCUGGCCUCCCUGACCACUCGCCUGGCGCCCAUCCUAACCUCGGCGGCCCAACUGGUGAAUCACACGCUCUAUGUCCAUCUGCAGCCUGGCCUGAGCCUGGAAGGCCCUGCUCAGCCCGAGUCCAGCCCCGUGCAGGCUACGUUUGAGGUCCUCGAUCUCAUCACGCACCUCUACGCAGGCGCCAGUGUCCACGGGCACCUGGACGUCCGAGUUCUGCUGACCAAUAUCCGAGCCAAGAGCGCCUUUCUUCCUCCCCAGUUCAGCUCAGUCCAGAACCUGGCCCACCCACCGGAAGUAGUGCUAACUGACUUCCAGACGCUGGAUGGCAGCCAGUAUAACCCAGUCAAGCAACAGCUAGAGCGCUAUGCCACCAGCUGUUAUAGCUGUUGCCCGCAACUGGCUUCGGUGCUGCUAUACCCCGAGUAUGGGUCUAGGGCGGUGUCCUUGGAGCCCCAGGAUGCCCCCUCAUCCUCCACCAUCAAGCCAGCCUCCCCUGUGGCCAGGUCUCCAAAGCAGCCGGUGCGUGGCUACCACCGUGGGGCUGUGGGUGGCACGUUUGACCGCCUGCACAAUGCUCACAAGGUGUUGCUCAGCGUCUCAUGCAUCCUGGCCCAGGAGCGGCUUGUGGUAGGAGUAGCAGACAAAGACCUGUUGAAGAGCAAGUUGCUCCCUGAGCUGCUCCAAUCCUAUGAAGUACGUGUGGAACGUCUGAGUGAGUUCCUGGUGGACAUCAAGCCCUCCUUGACUUUUGAUCUCAUUCCCCUGCUGGACCCCUAUGGGCCCGCUGGCUCUGACCCCUCCCUGGAGUUCCUGGUGGUCAGCGAGGAGACCUAUCGUGGGGGGAUGGCCGUCAACCGCUUCCGCCUCGAGAAUGACCUGGAGGAGCUUGCCUUGUACCAGGUCCAGCUACUGAAGGACCCAAACCACAUGGAAAAUGAAGAGGAUAAAGUCAGCUCCUCCAACUUCCGCCAGCAAAUGCUGGGGAACCUGCUGCGGCCACCACAUAAGAGGCCAGAGCUUCCCCAAAAUCUCUACGUGAUUGGGUUGACGGGCAUUAGUGGCUCUGGGAAGAGCUCGGUAGCUCAGCGGCUGAAGGGCCUGGGGGCAUAUAUCAUCGACAGUGAUCACCUGGGCCAUCGGGCCUAUGCCCCGGGCGGCCCUGCCUACCAGCCUGUGGUGGAAGCCUUUGGGCCAGAUAUUCUCCAUAAAGAUGGCAUCAUCAACAGGAAGAUCCUAGGCAGCCGGGUGUUUGGGAACAAGAAGCAGCUGAAGAUACUCACAGACAUUAUGUGGCCAAUUAUUGCAAAAUUGGCCCAAGAGGAGAUGGACCUGGCUGUGGCUGAGGGAAAGCGUGUGUGCGUGAUUGAUGCCGCCAUGCUGCUUGAAGCCGGCUGGCAGAACAUGGUCCAUGAGGUGUGGACCGUUGUCAUCCCUGAGACUGAGGCUGUCCGGCGCAUUGUGGAGCGUGAUGGCCUGAGUGAAGUUGCAGCGCAAAGCCGGCUGCAGAGCCAGAUGAGUGGGCAGCAGCUUGUGGACCAGAGCCACGUGGUGCUGAGCACGCUGUGGGAGCCAGAGGUCACCCAGCGCCAGGUGGAGAAAGCCUGGAACCUUUUGCAGAAGCGCAUUCCAAAGAUGCCAUCAGGCCCAUGAAUGACCAUGAAUUCUCUGUGGGAUCAGAUUGGCCCCUGGAGCUGACAAGAGAUACAGUGGUGAUUGGAGUGGAGCCUCAAUGCUUACCCUGGCUUGGACCUAGGGGGCUGUAAGCUGACCCGGGCAGGCCUGGGCCUGCCCAGCCUGCUUGUACGUGGCAAGCACUGAGGAUGUGGCUCAAAGAGGAGCAGACCCCUGUGGCGUUCCAUCCCUACUCUUGCCCAGGAGUGUCUGUGAUACCCACAGCUGACUGGGACCAGAGCAACAGUGGAACUUGUAACAGAAUUAAAGGUGAAUGUU
Messenger RNA from Trichechus manatus latirostris (Florida manatee), 2601 nucleotides. RefSeq names its product Coenzyme A synthase (gene COASY). The record is from RefSeq and is a predicted model, not a curated record. The transcript is spliced from 9 exons. NCBI's taxonomy places the organism in Eukaryota, Metazoa, Chordata, Mammalia, Sirenia, Trichechidae. Gene Ontology annotation, molecular function: dephospho-CoA kinase activity; ATP binding; pantetheine-phosphate adenylyltransferase activity. Gene Ontology annotation, biological process: coenzyme A biosynthetic process. Bases 610 to 2301 code for a protein of 563 amino acids.